GCGGAUCGCUCCCGAGUCGGUCGCGUCCAUUGUUGUGUUAACUAGAUUGAAGGGUGUGCAGCAACGAUUGAGUGCGUUAAAGAUCGUGGCGGCGUGUGGUCGCUUUGCAGGCCCGCGCGUCGUCUGGAUCGGCACGGAUAUAUCGAUAUGGGCACUGACUCGGCACAAGCGGAGCCCGCGUGGUCACCGGGACCAAAUAGUACACAGCAUCAGGAAAGAUGCUUCCUAGCACCGUCGGCCCCGGUGCCGCUACCUGCUCAUCACAGAUGGACGUCUCAUUGUAUACCUACAGGCAAAUCGAUCAACAAUAAAGACGCACUAGAAGACAAGAAGGAUGACAACGAACUGUGGGAGGCGCAGGCCGCCUUCCUCGGCCCCAACCUCUGGGACAAGACGCUCCCCUAUGACCCCGAUCUCAAGGUACAAGAAUACGUGGACCUGGAUGAGUUCCUGUCGGAGAAUGGCAUGCCGGGCGAGGGUUUGGGCGGCGCGCACCUCAGUAGUUCGGCGUUCGGCGGCGGCGCGGGGCUCGCGCUCGGCCUGCCCGCGCCGGUUACCAAGCGCGAGCGCUCCCCCUCGCCCUCCGACUGCAUGAGCCCAGACACCAUCAACCCGCCGCUCUCACCCGCCGAUUCCAGUGGUGUUUCAGCGUUUUCGAUGGCGUCGUCGGGGCGCGACUUUGAUCCGCGGACGCGCGCUUUCUCCGACGAAGAACUGAAGCCCCAGCCCAUGAUCAAGAAGUCCCGGAAACAGGUAAAUGAAUUCGUGCCCGAUGACCUGAAAGACGAUAAGUACUGGGCCCGCCGGCGGAAGAACAACAUGGCGGCCAAGCGGUCCCGUGAUGCGCGACGCAUGAAGGAAAAUCAGAUCGCCAUGCGAGCCGGAUACCUCGAAAAAGAGAACAUGGGGUUGCGGCAAGAAGUGGAGCUACUAAAGAAGGAAAAUCACAUCCUGCGUGAAAAGUUGUCCAAGUACGCGGACGUAUAGGCAACCCUCCACCACUCGCAUAGCACAAACAC
Hyposmocoma kahamanoa is the source of this 1019-nucleotide messenger RNA. It is a transcript of the gene Pdp1, whose product is annotated as hepatic leukemia factor. The record is from RefSeq and is a predicted model, not a curated record. NCBI's taxonomy places the organism in Eukaryota, Metazoa, Arthropoda, Insecta, Lepidoptera, Cosmopterigidae. The transcript has 6 exons. Gene Ontology annotation, molecular function: RNA polymerase II cis-regulatory region sequence-specific DNA binding; DNA-binding transcription factor activity, RNA polymerase II-specific. Bases 148 to 987 code for a protein of 279 amino acids. Gene Ontology annotation, cellular component: nucleus. Gene Ontology annotation, biological process: regulation of transcription by RNA polymerase II.